This is a messenger RNA of Oryzias melastigma (Indian medaka), 1918 nucleotides long. RefSeq lists its product as uncharacterized. Gene Ontology annotation, biological process: regulation of T cell proliferation; T cell receptor signaling pathway. The transcript has 4 exons. NCBI's taxonomy places the organism in Eukaryota, Metazoa, Chordata, Actinopteri, Beloniformes, Adrianichthyidae. The record is from RefSeq and is a predicted model, not a curated record. Gene Ontology annotation, cellular component: external side of plasma membrane. Bases 245 to 868 code for a protein of 207 amino acids.
GGAGGUGUCUUCUUUUUUUGACAGGAUGUUUUCUCUUCAGAGAUCGCCCGUGAGCUUCAGACUCGGCAGCGCCGUGGGAGUGCGCUGAUCUGAGGCAGAGCAUGAGGUGAGGCGAGCACGUGCAGGGGAAGCCGGGGCGGAUCGCCCUCAAGCCGAGAUUCGACGUUUGCGUGCAGCCGAGGGCCCUCGAUGGAGACCAGAUUUUGACAAAAAAAAUCUCUGCGUUGUGCAAAGUGAGGAAGCCAUGACGGGGUUUUGCUGGACUGUCCUGAUCCUGGCGCUCUGCGGGACAUCGCUCGCCUCUCAGGGGGGAGACAUCAAAGAUCUGAAGCUGCAGCGGGUGUUCGUGGUGUGCCCCAACGUCACCGCCCAGGACGUUCUGUUCAAGCUUCUGAUCAACAAUGUGUCUGCGGCAAACGUCUCCUGCAUCACCGAGAACAAUACCCGCAAGUGCUCGUCCCUGCCCUCCAACGCCAGCGUGACGUUCCAGGACGAGGUCGCCUCGAUGGGGUUCGAGCUCCGAGGAGCCAGGGCGAAAGUUGACGCGGCCUACAAGUGUGAGGGCCACCAAAAAUUCCCUCCACCCUACAAACUGUCCCAACGUGAAAGCUGGUUCCUGGUCUUCCAUGAAGAACCCCGAACGGCUCCAACGGUCCCCCCAGAAAAAGACAGGCUACUAUGGAUGUGGAUAACGGUGGUCACGCUACUCAGCGCCUACAGCCUGGCCAUCACCAUCACCACAUUUGCCCUCUGGUUCAAGCUGAAUGACGUGGACUCCCAGAACGACUACGAGAACACCAAACCCCCGCCGUCCCGCAACCGGCCCAAAAAGAGAGGCCUCCAGAACCCCACGCCCAGAUACGUCUGAUCUCUCCACACCCAGCACUGAGACUUGCUUUUUGAUUUUCUUUGGAUUGUGAGAGUGUUUUGUUACUCUAGAAUUUGCUUCGUGUGCAGAAGUAGCUUUUGCGGUGCGUAGAAUAAAAAAAAAAAAAAAAGUUUUUUCUGGUUUGCUCACUUCCUGUCGCAGUGGCUCAUCGUUUCUGUGACACGUCUGCUGUUGGGAACCCCUUUCUUUGUGGCUGAAACAGAAGGUGGUGUCUCAACGGGGGGAUUUAACCACAUUCGAAAGGGCUUGUCUCUGUAAUUUAAAAAAAAAAAAAAAAGUAAACAAAAGCUUGAAUAAAAACAGAAAAGGUGCAGCUUUGUUUCUGCCUCGGUGAGGCUGCGGAUCUGCAGCGACGAGCUGCAAACGUUUCCUGUCCUCCUCCUCCCUUUUUUCCUCCCAGGUGUUUCUGCAGAAGACGGCUUCAAAGCCUCUCCACCGUCACCUCCGAUUCGAUGCUGCCUUCACUUGUGUGCAACAUAUCCUGCCAGGAAUCAAACUUUCUCAGAACAAAUCAAGAACUCCCACGACUCUGAGUUAAGAAAAUGACAUUCAAACGUCCUUUAAUGUGUUUCCUCGUUAAUUUAACACCAAAAUAACAACAUCUAAAGGGGUUCAGCCGUCUUUAGGUUCUGUUUCUGAGAAAAUCUGGCUUCUGAGGAGGUGGAUCGCCUCCUCGUCACGCUGUAGAUCCUGCUCCGUGACCUGCAGGACAUGAGAUUUAUAAAUGAACACAAAUGUCGGGAUUUAAGGAGGAAAAACCAGCAACACCGACGGGACGGAUCGAUGAGAAAACGGCUUUUUUAUGGAGUUUCUAACCAAUAAAACUACAAAUACGAUCUUUUUCUAACUGCGUAUUUUUCAUCAGCUCUUGAUUAACAACAAUAUACUUUCUCACCAGGACAGGAGUGUAUCCCAGAAUCCUCAGGUGACGGAUCUUGACGGCGAGGAGGCCGCGGGGGCGGGACGUACCGAAGCAAAAACUAGAAUAAGGCACGUAAAUGACAGCGACUCUAAAAGAAAAAAAAAAAA